This is a messenger RNA of [Torrubiella] hemipterigena, 1451 nucleotides long. NCBI's taxonomy places the organism in Eukaryota, Fungi, Ascomycota, Sordariomycetes, Hypocreales, Clavicipitaceae. The record is from the annotation of a GenBank genome assembly.
GCCAGCAUCUGCAAGUACGUCAUCAUCCAAAAAUACAAUUGUAGUGGUUGCGGCCAACUAUCCAUUCAUUCAAUAGCUACGUGUAGUCCCCUACAGUUCACUGUUUAUCCGCCAGAUAUAUGGUAGUGUACCGUUGACAUUUUGAAGACGGCAAAUGGAUUCAUCUACCUAUCAAGUUCUCUCAUUUCAACCAUAUCAACAGGGCGUGACGCGACCGUACACGAAGCGUCGGUCGCACCUGAAGUCGUACGGCGGCUGUCGUAAUUGUAAAACUAGUCGAGUUAAGUGUAAUGAGCAAAAGCCAACAUGCGCACGAUGCAAACGACUUGGGAAUUUUUGUCAGUAUAGCAGCACUGGUCGAAGAGGUCAACCCCAGCCAAGAUCUUGUAUCGACAUGCCUAUCGAGCUACCGUUCAUAUCGAUGUUCAAAACUAUUAAUCAGCCAUCACUUAUUGAGAAUGGAAUAUCCGGAACAUUGUUGCUAGACCACCUGCAUUAUAGCUUUUCGAAUAUGGAGGUCUUCAAGGCCACGGGUGACAAUCUUCUACCUCUUAUUCAACUUGGGAGAGCACAGCCAUAUCUACUGCAUAGUAUGCUUUCUAUGGCUGCAUCUCACUUACGAUACAAGUACGAAACUGCAGACUCGACGAUCAAUUCAAAACAUAUUAUUGUGGCCUGCCGAGUCGCCGAACAUGCACAGCAAGGUGUGGCUAUUGGUCUUUUUAGGGAGGCCUUAGCAAAACCAAUUACUACCACAGGAAGAGCAGACGCAUUGAUAUUUACAACGAUGGUGCUCAAUUUACUAGCCUUUUCAUCGGAUGAUUCAUCUACAUUGGAGAGCACGUGGAUAUUCAGCAACAAUCCCAAACGACUUGAUUGGUUCUAUCUUCAGUUAGGCUUGAAAUCGCUGUUGCUGCAUACAACAGCGUAUCGCGAAGAGUCUGUCUUGAGUUGGAUAUUCCAAGCUUCAGAUGACGAGAAUUCUACUUUCCAUAACAGCAAUCAGCAACCUCUUACAAAUGUGCCCCUCCACUGGUUACGGCUUUGUGGGCUUGACCAUAAUGGCGGCACUAGCAAUUUGUUCUAUGAACCCGUUCGUAUUCUAGCAGAAUUGAGGAAUAUUGAAGCUUCGCCGUCAUCAUUCCUUCUCUACACGUCAUUUUUCGGAAAACUUGACGGACGAUUUGGAGAUCUACUACUAGCCGGAGAUGAGCGAGCGAUGUGGCUGUUGGGAUAUUGGUAUGGAUUACUAAGUCGGUUCAAGCUUAAUUGGUGGUUAUACAAGUAUGUUUCAAUGCAUUCCAAGGCCGUGGUUGUAUGGUUAGAGACAAAAGGUGCUCGUUCUCAGAAUGCUGCGGAUGGUACCAUGUGGUGGCAGCUUUUAGCUGAUCUAGAGCAAGCUGAUAUUUAUCCUAAUAAUUAGAGAUAUUUAACGUAUCAGUUAUAAAUAU